Messenger RNA from Vitrella brassicaformis, 2181 nucleotides. The record is from the annotation of a GenBank genome assembly. Lineage: Eukaryota; Vitrellaceae.
CUCAGUACAAUCGACUUCAUUGACCAAGCCAACCAAGACCUUUAGUCUUACUCUUGCAAGGCACCAGCCAGAAAAAGAAGAGAGACCUGACUUACCAGCCAAACACCCCCACUCCCCCUGACGCACCAGACCCACUGCUGCGGCCCACAUACACUGUCGACUUGGCCACUGGCAUCUUCUUCGUGUCCGCUGCUGGCGGUUGGGGGACCAUCCGAACCCCCCCACCGCCACCACCGGCAGCAUUUGCGUGCCCAUGAUCCGGUCGCUUCCUUUUCCCGUCCCUCUCUCCCCCUCUCUCCCUGGUGGCGCCCUCGUCCUCGAACGUGAACAGAGACGCCAGCGACAGCCGGCCGAGCAAAGACACGGACGGUGUGGAUGUGUCUCCUCUGUCCCCUCUCUCUUUCUCUUCAUAGUCACCGACAGAGAGAGUGGUCAUCUCGUCGUGGGAUGGGGUGGGCGAGGGCGGUGGAGGGAUGGCAAGGCUUUGUUGCUGCUGCUCACCGAAGAGGGAGCCGAAGAAGGAUUGCCUCUGCUGCUGCUGCUGCUGCUGUUGGUGCUGCUGAACUUUCUCCUUGUUGGCAAGGGCCUCCGCCCGCUUGAUGAAGAGCACUGCUUUGGCUGCUGUCUUGUGUCGGCUGGCGGGUGGUGGUGGAGGGGGUGUGCUGGGGGCCGAUGGGGGUCCGCCCUCUCCCUCUCCCUCUGCCUCUUCCUCUUCCUCUCCCUCCUCCUUGCGUGUGACGGCCUCUUCCACACCCCCAAACAGGAGGGACAACAGCCUCCGCUGCAGAGUGAUGUCCUCUUUCUUCUGCGUGUCUCCCCUCUCUGUGGCGUUGACCCUCUCUGUGGGGAUGUUGUCCCAGUCGCUUUGUCGGGGGGGAACACUGGCGCGCCGAUGACGGUUCUGGUCCUUCUUCUUGUUGGUGGCGGCCAGGGCCUGCGUGCGCUUGAGGAAGAGCGCCGUCUUGCCAAGCACCUUUAUUCGAGGGAUCGGCGGGCGGCCCCACUCCGUGACGUCGAUCUUGUCUUCCUCUCCCUCCUCUUCUCCCUCUUCGCCCGUUUCCUCCUCUCUUUCGGCUGCUGGCAUGAGAAAGGAGCUGAAGAGCUUUUGGAAGGUGGAGGGCUCCUCUUGCUGCGGCUUGUUGUCGUCUUCUUUGGCGGGCUCCGCUGCUGCCGGCUUUCUCUUGUCCUGUUCUUUGAUCUUAGACAGGUCUAGGGGAGGGAUGGUGGCAUGGUGUGCGGGCGACUGCUGAGCCAGAAGCAGCUCUGACAGGGCGAUCUGGGUCUCUGUCGAUGAAGCAUCACUCUGCAGACACACAUGCACCGCCAUGUGUGUGCGUGUGGCUGUCGUGGGCUGGCUGACCAUGUUGUCGAGGUAGUGAUGUUGUCUGUUCCCCGCCACUCGUGCAGGUGAGGGGCCGUAUGAGCUGUGGACGGAGGGCGCCAUCGACGAUCCGCGGCCACUCACACCUCCACCACCGGCACCGUCCUUGUCGAUGACGCCCUGUGGUUGAGGAGGCAGCAGCAGAGUGGUCUUGAAGGGCAGCGGCAGCUCUGGCUCGUGCUGCUCCCUCAACGUCGCCUGAAUGAAUGAACGAGACACAGACCCCCCUCUCAAUCGUCCAUCUGUCCGCUAUUCUCACCGCAGCGGUUUGGUAGCGUGCUGUGUCGUCCUGUGGCGAAGUGGGUGGCUUGGACUUAGUGUGCUGGAAGGCCUGAACCCUCUGCCUGACCUCACACACGUGCGCCAUCUCGUCCUUGAGCAAACGGGUCAAUGUGGGGCCAUCCGCCUGUCAGCAAAUGGAAGGAGGAAAAGGAUUUCAGCCUGAGGGCCCGAUGUGUAUGCUCACCAACAGGCCCCCUGCGCCCUUUCUCACCUGGCCCCCUCCACCAGACACCGGUGAAGCGUCCCCCACCGAACCAGCCGCUUCCUGAAAAAGGGGAAGGCAAAACUGACACAUUGAGCGGGUGAUCCUGCAUGAAGGCGCCUGCCCUAUGUGUAUCAUCGCCCACCUUGUCGUCCAUGCUGGUGAUGUCGUCGCACAGGUCCCCCCAUUGCCGCUUCAGCCCCGUCGCCAACUCGCUGACUUUGCCCGCCUCCCCAGCGUCAGAAAACUGCACAACUCUCGAAACUUCGACGCCUGUCAUCCUCUCCAGCGCAUAACAAACUUCACGCGGCAAAAC